AUGCUCCUUGCUGUUCAUGUUAACGUCGAGAGGACGGACCUCUACAUGCAAGGCUGCGGCGUUACCUACGCAUCGGAUGAGUUGUUCAAACCUGAGGCGCUUCCAAUCUAUGACUCCGACGGGGAGCAUCAGUCCGGUUGCAAGAUCGACAUACAGGCUGCCAAGGAAGCGGCGUUCUACUGCCCAGCGCCUUACGUCCUGGACCCACCCAACUGCUUCAGCGAGGUCUCCGUGGAAGGUGAAGUUAACAACACAGGUGACCUAAGCAUGUCGUUGGUUUCUUCGCAUUCCAACCACUUCGUCAUCCUGCAGUUCGACGAUUCACUCGUAGGACCAGGGGAGAAGCUGCGCCAGACGCCAACGUUGGAGUGUCGUUGCGUCACCGUCAAGGGGGCCAUAUUCUGCAUCAUGAGCAUAGAAAAGUAA
Molecule: messenger RNA, 426 nt
Organism: Babesia ovata
Lineage: Eukaryota; Apicomplexa; Aconoidasida; Piroplasmida; Babesiidae
Exons: 1
Coding region: 1-426 (141 amino acids)
Source: RefSeq, a predicted model, not a curated record